AAACUGGGGCCGAGGGGUCGGCAAAAGAAAGGAUUAAAAUCGUCGCGGUGGCUACGUAAAGGAGUUCAAUGGCAUCGCGGAAUCUGCGGGAAGGAAAACACUGGCACUUCCAACCAGCCAGCCGCGGAGAAGAUAAACAAGCCGCAUGAGGAGAAAACUCUCAGGUGCACCCAGGCUGUGUGCAGCCAUUAAGCGCCACCAUGCUGGCCUGCAUUCAAAGACGGCAGAACCUGUCUUCGCAGUAUUUGACCUGCGUGCCGACAAGCCUGGAUGUCCUGACGCCACCAUUGCUGCUACCUGCGCCCCCACCGUCGCAGUUACACACUAGCAAAGGCGAGCCACCCUCGGCGGCUUCCCGCUACCCGUCUCCCGCCGAGCUGGACGCCUUCGCCAAGAAGACCGCCAACAAUCCACUGUGCAUCAAGAUCUUUCCCUCGGACAUCCGGGUACCGCAACACAAACAGCUGAACAAGACAGUGAACGGCUUGGACACCACGGGCCAUAGCUACAGCCCCUACUCGCAGCCCUACUCCGGAGGCUACCAGGGCUUGUUAGCCAUCGGCAAGGCGGCGGCGGUUAAGGGUGUGGUGAAGAACUCUGAGGGGAAAAGGACCAAACAGACGCACAAUCAUGCUUGUCUGACGCCGUAUAAAAACCCAGUGAAUGGUGGAUAUAGCAUCCGGCACAGGCACAAGGCCUAUCACGUAAACUCGUGUAAGCCCGACGUUCCUGUGGAAACGCUUUGUUCUCGUGCCGGGAUGCCCUCCGGAGAUCACGGCCUGCUCCCUCACUCUGAGCUGGCGGAGGUUCAGAGCCUGAUGAGGCAGCUGAACAGAGUCCCCCGGCCAGGGGGCGAGGCGAGGGCCAGCCCCUCUCUGCAGGCGGUGGCGGCGGUGGCGCGCCCGGACUUGGGCGCGGGCGGGCCCCCGACGCAAAGUAGCAUGGCAUUCGGCGGGGCGGUGGUCCCCACGCAGAGCGCCGCCCACGUGGCCCAAGCAGACUACGCCGUGUGGCAGCGCAGGCAUCAGGUCUACCGACAGGGAGCCGCGAGGAUUUACAACCUCGCGGCGGCCGACUCCGGCGUGGGACAAUCUCCCGAAAGCUGCCUAACUUUGGCGUCCUCCUCUUACGGGGUGCAUCCACCCAUGCAGGGUCACUUGUCCGUCAGACACUUCUUCACGCCGCUCUGGGACGGCCUCACCGCUACGCCCAAUAGCGACUGCUACGCUUCUCAGGUGCCGGGUACCAUGGCGCCCCCGCAUUCCCAACUCCGCCAACACCACCAGACACAUUUCCAUCCUCCCCCUCUUCCAGUUCCUGUUCAUCCUCAGGUCUCAGGCACAGAGCAAAAUGCCUGCUGCGGGCCGCCGGGCGCCAGUCUAUGCCACGCCGCAGCACUCAGCAGAAGUCUGCAGUCUCUGGAGUGCCUCAUCAGUGAAAUCCAGCCGCCCUGCAUCAAAGAGUGCAUGCUGGGCCGCGGGUACGAGGCCGCCGGGACGCAACAGAUGCUGGAGCAGCAGCAGCAGCAGCCUCAUCAUCACGCCCACAUCCAGCUUCCAGUCUACAGAUGAUACACGAGGCGGCCGACGGCAACUCGCUCUGAAAUCCAAUCUGACCCAGUUUGGACAGAAGAACGCACGAAAUCUUUGACCAAAAUAUUCAGGAAUUCUCACCAAAACACGGAAUUUGAAUUUUAGUACGUCGCUCUAAUAGAGGCGUAAGAAAAUAUGGUCAUGCGCCGUCUGCACAGAUCCGCUCCGUUACUUGACAAGUGUCACUAGGGCGGCUUGGCCAUGAAGUUCUGCCUCCGCGAGUGAAAAUUCAAUCCGUGCUUUUACCCUCUCUAUGAGGGCACCCUUUUUUUCCCCCCCUCCCACACUCGAGGCUCUGCAAGGAGUAGCCACUCGUCUGGUCGCAUCCCUCAUACUGUAGCUCCGCCCCCAGUCGUUAUGGUUACGAAAGCACCGGUACCACGGUGGAGGGGGCGCAGGAGAAGCAGCAAAAAAAUGCACACUAUGCCCCCAUUGAAGAAUUAUAGAUCAGCUAGUGGUUAGCAGUUGCACCAGCCCGUAUAGUCGAACAGUGAUUUUCAAACGUUUUACACCAAGUACCACCUUGAAAAAUUCCGAGCUCUCCAACGACUGCCACAAUGACUAAAAUUAAAAUACAGUAGUGAGUAGACCUGAAGGUUCAGCAAAAACGAGACGAGAAAUGACUGUUGCACCCCCCCUCAAAAAAAAAAGUACAUGUAGUACUGUUGUAAGUCACUGGAACCUUAUGCACUGUCUGAAUAUUAACACUGCACUUAAAUAUAGGGCAAAAAAAUGUUCUGAUUGAUUCAAAUAAAAUGUAUUGCACAUUAAAAAAAAAAAAAUAAAAUCAAUGAAAAAAAAUCCUACCUAAAUGCUGAAAAACAAACCGUGCUAAUGUACCGAACGGAAACGCUAAAUACAAAUGAACUGCACUUGGGCAGGGAUUCUUUUGCGUACCACCAGAGGCGAUCAUUUUUUUUUUUUUUAAUCACAGCCCUCAGGAACCCAAAGCAUUGCAUGUGUUUUUGAAUCCUUAAUACAUUGUUUGACUCCCCCCGAAGUUCGGGGUUGAAUUCCGAAUUCUGAGAGUCCGCCAUCAGUUUUCGGUCCCGUGUGUGAAAGGACUUUGCUAGGAAAACGGCAAUCGUGAGCCGAGAUGCUGAUUAAUCUUCACACUGAUGAAGAGCGCUAACAGUGAGCAUUAUCCGCCAUCAUAAUAAUAAUUACAAUAAACACAGAGGUACUGUACUAGAAUCUGCUGACCCGCUCGUCGAGAAUCAUGAACACUCAGGCUUCUCCAAUAUGAUUCUUGUGCUCACUGUAUGGCGGUGGGCGUAGGGGGUAAAGAUGUGAAUAUUUUUUUCUGUGUUGCGCAUUACUCACGAUGAUAAAUAUUCUGUCACGGUUUUUUAACGUUUUAGUUGAUUUUAACGUUGUCCGCCGCAGGUCAGGCCAAGCAGAACGUGCCCUUUGAUUGUGUUUUGACCUGGGGUGGGGGGUCUUGUUUGUUUGUUUGUUUUGGGGUCAUUUUAAGAAACAAGCAUUCACUGGACUUACUGGGUUAACAGUUUCAAUCCAAUAUAAGAACCGAAAUUCUUCCUUCGCAAGUGUCGAGAUGUUUCUGAAAUUUCGAUACGACUCUUGGAUUGGAGCUCAUGAGACUGUGCAGGUGUACUGAUAUUUUGAUUUCCUCUCCACAACUCUGGAAUGUCGUGCCGCCGACACGCAAUUGAAAACAUCACGGCGGGUACUUGCUUGUGUGUCUGCACUGCUUGUAUUAUAUUUAUUUAUGUUGACUUGUAUAGGGGCUGGAAAAAAAAAGUGUCUCUGUAAUUAUUAAGUGCAAUUAUGAUAUCUAUGGACAUGAUGAGGUAUGUUGUUGAAAUAUGUAUGUACAUAAUGUAUGUAUGUGUGACCUGUCCCUUUUCGCCCUCUGCUUCCUAAUGAGGAUUGUCAAGUAAAUGACAUUUUCUAGACCCAAA
Messenger RNA from Hippocampus comes (tiger tail seahorse), 3514 nucleotides. Its product is annotated as protein FAM222A-like. The transcript is spliced from 4 exons. The record is from RefSeq and is a predicted model, not a curated record. Bases 201 to 1571 code for a protein of 456 amino acids. Lineage: Eukaryota; Metazoa; Chordata; Actinopteri; Syngnathiformes; Syngnathidae.